Eriocheir sinensis (Chinese mitten crab) is the source of this 5851-nucleotide messenger RNA. RefSeq lists its product as uncharacterized. The transcript is spliced from 5 exons. Lineage: Eukaryota; Metazoa; Arthropoda; Malacostraca; Decapoda; Varunidae. The coding region runs from base 896 to 1210 and encodes 104 amino acids. The record is from RefSeq and is a predicted model, not a curated record.
AACAGUCUUGGUGGUGGAGGAAGAAGGGAAAAAAAGGAACAUAGAGAUAGAGAAAAAAGAACACUGAGAGAUGUGCACCGGCUGGGAAUGGCGUGUUGGCAUGAUGGGGAGGAGGACGGAGAAAGAACAUUGAGAGGUAGGCAGUGUUUGAGAGUGAUGAGUUGGCAGUACAGGGAUGAUGGUUGAGGUGGACGGGGAGAAAAAAGAACAUUGAGAGGUAGGCAGUGUUUGAGAGUGAUGCGUUGGCAGUACAGGGAUGAUGGUUGAGGUGGACGGGGAGAAAAAAGAACAUUGAGAGGUGGGCAACAGCUGGGGGUGAGGUGCUGGGGGGUAUAUCGACUUGGUGGUGGUGCUGAAGGACGAAAAUGGAGUGAAAAGAGAACAGACGUUUGAGAGAAAGCAAAUCAAAAUAGGAGGCGGAGAAAAAGCAUGAAUCAUCGGCGUGUUGUUAAAGAAAAGGUAGAAACAGACACAAAAAAACAUCUCAGUGAAUGAAUGGGCUUGUUUUCUCUCCCCGCCACGCCUUGUCCGCCUCGCCUCCACGCAACGCUUAAAACACUACCACCGCGGGACAGGUGCAUUGUUGAUUACUGCAGAAAGGAAGGCAACUCAGGGCUUGUUGUGACGCGCGUGCCAGUAACAAGCCGGAAAAAAACACGGUGAUGGCAGUGUAGCGUAACCUGGCGGGGAGGAAGGCACGUUGUUCCGCCAAGCACAAAGAGUUGCCUGCACGAGGUGUUGUUUUCGUCUUGCCCUGAGCGUGGGUGGCGACGUCAAGGAGAAGGAGCGCCUGGCCCCCCCGGUGCUGGUGGGCGGGCGGGAGAUCUACGAGCCCACGGAGCGCAUUAAGAUCGGGUGUCAGCUGCGGCAGCCCUUCACGGGGGAGCACAGGCCCAUGCUGCAGUGGUUCCUCGAGGGCUCCCAGGUCGGCUCUGAGUGGGUGUCGCCUUACGGGAGUUCGCAGGAGCAGGGGUACUACGGUCUGUCCCUCCACGUGCCCGGCGAGCAGGUGGCCUCGGCUGGGGGUAGUCUGGACGCUGAAUGCCGCCUCACCCUGGGGGAGCACCGCCUCAGCGCCUUCAAGACCCUACGCGUUAGGGUCCGCAUGAUAUCCUACGUCGACAAUUACCACUCCAAAGGCUCGAAAGUGACCGGCGCUACCCUCAUCUACUGCCUAGUGGCCGGCGCUGCCCUCCUGAUGGCGGUGUAGUGUAUGCGGAUCAUCUGCAUGUCUGGCGGUACUGUCCCGGCGCCGCGUACAGACGGUCCCUUCACCACCGCGCCGGGGCCAGCAGCAGAGUCGAUUCAACUCGACGGCUGGCUGGUCCCGACCACCUCAUGCCUUCCUGUUGCUGGUGCAGUGUCUUCGGAACUCCGGUAGUGACUGGCAGUGUCUGACAACCUUCCUUACCGAGGGCGACGUCCAGCGCGGCGGAGUCGAACCCUUCUGUCUGGUGCAUAGUGGCGGCGCCGCCUCUCCGCCUGGUGCAUCGUGUGGCCGCGCGCACAGCCGAGCGGCGGCGGCGCGGCGGUCUUCUCUGCGUGGUGGAGAGUGUGCAGUGCAGUUAGUCUUUGUCGUGUUACAUGUGUAGAGUUGGGGCCAAGUAUAGUAAACCAGACUCUUAUUAUUUAUUACCUUAUGAGAAAACAUUUAAAAAGCCACAAAAAAUAUCUACAAAUAGCACCGGUUAACACAGUUGUUUAGGAAUACUUAGAUUUUUGCUGUGAAUUUAUAAGAUAUAUGCUACAUGCCUUAUAUGUUUACUAUAAGUGUUAAAGAACAGAGAUAUUCUACCAUGUUCAUUAUUAUUUUCUUAUUUCUCUAUAGGACAUACAACUGCGUACAAAUACACGUAAUAUAUCAUCGCCCGCGUGGGUGUUUGGGCCGAGGCGGAGGCGUUGCGACCACUGGGCUGGCGCGGCGGCAGCGGCGGCGAACCUUGCCGACCGUCGCCGCCACGACCAGCCUGACCCGGGGCGGCGGCGCGGGGGAGGGCGGGGGCAGAGGGAGGCUGAUUAAACUCUGGUAGGAGUAAUCGGAGGGCGGAGACGUGGCAGGGGUGGAAUUAGAAGAGAAGCACUUGAAGCUUCCGCGCGGAGAGGAAUGCACACAGCCAGUGUGUGUGAGGGUGUGGGGCAGCCGGCUGGACGAUAGAGGUGGGGGCCCGAGGGACAGAGGGCCGCCCAUUGCCACCGGCGCCCACCUCUCACAUUGAUGGAUAGCUCCGCGCGGGCGUCGCGGUCUCCGCCUAAGGUGCAAGUCAGCGCCGCCGCCGAAACUCCGCCUCGUUUGUGGCCGUGAUCCUCUCUUCCACCUGCCGAGCGUGACGAGUGGCAGCGGCAUGACUGGAAGAUUAAGGCAACAACUGGAAGAUUAUCAUGCGCUGAGAUUUCUCGCCACGGUACAGACCAGACCCAUUGCCAUCCCGGCGCCGCUGACUGCUCGGCGGGCAGGUGGAGGGAGGAGAGCCGAGUGGACUGGGCCUGAAAAUGAUGCCUUGCCGGGCCGUGUUGGGCCUUGUUUGGGGAGGUAAGACGAGGAUGAGACUCGUUCUCGGCAACGCGCCUCCCCAGCCAACAUUUUGCCUCCAUUGUAGUUUCGGAAAGAAUUAUGAGGCUGCCUCUCGACCCAUUACAAGAUGACCCGCCCGUGUCUGGCGGUGUGUAAUCAAGCGCCCGGGACGAGGACGAGGACGAGGACCGCCGGGCUAUUCACGACUUCGUUUUCAAGCAGCUCGGAAAUAUGAUGAUUGUAGAAAGAGAAAAGUAUAAAUGUGUGUGUGUGUGUGUGUGUGUGUGUGUGUGUGUGUGUGUGUGUGUGUGUGUGUGUGUCCCAUUUAGAUAGCGACUUCAGAGAGAGAGAGAGAGAGAGAGAGAGAGAGAGAGAGAGAGAAUCACGUCUUAUAAACUGGUCAUAGAAUGCGUAUUACUAUUCUUAUUUUCGUUAUUCUUUGUUCAGCUUAUUUCUCUGAUUUGCACUCACUUCAUUACCUUUCUUCCCCCCCUGUCUCCUGGCGAGGCGUCGGGGGAGCCGGAGAGGCGAGGACAAGCAGCGAAAACACACUGACGGCCUCGUGGGGUCUGGCGGGGAGAGAAAAGAUGACUGACCCGAGCAUCCUCCCCUCCGUCAUCUCUUCCUCUCCCUCUCCCUCUCCCUUUUCCUCUUCACUAUGCACAACCAUCGCCAUUUCUUCAUUAUCAUCACCAUAUUCAUCAUUAUCAAUAUUCUCCUCUUCAUCAUUAUCAGCUCCUCUCGAUCAUCCUUCCUUCAUCUCCUCUUCCUCAGCAUCCUCUUCAUCACCACUUCAUCAUCAUCACCAUAUUCAUCCCUAUCAAUAUUCCCAUCAUCAUCAUCGUUAUCAGCUCCUCCCGAACAUCCUUUCCCUAUCAUCUCUUCUUUCUCUCCCUCUACGCCGUCACCAAUACUACUUCUUCAUCGUUACAAUAUUCGUUCUACCCCUCUACAUCAUUACCAACACCUCCUCCUCCUCCCCAUCCUUCAGACCCUCACGCCGCCUCCACAUUGACACUCGCGCUGCCUCCCCCUUCCCCUUCCUCCCCGACUACACACGCUGUUUCCUCAUGUUUUUUUAUGUUUUUUUUAUUCUCUUCCUCUUCCCCUCACAAAUAAUUUAUCACAGUUUUUUUCUCAUUAAUGUUUUCUUCCUUCUUAUAUAAUUUUUCUUUUCUUUUUUCCUCCUCCUCUUUAUCCCUUUCCUCCUCCUCCUCCUCCUCCGCUUACGUUUCCUCAUCAUCCACAUCCUUAUCAUAGUCUUCCUGUCACUUCCUCCUUUUCUUCCUUUUCUUCCUUUCGUUCCUCUUCGAUCUCCUUUCCUCCUCCUCCUCCUCCUCUCCGUCCUCGUAUAUAAACACCUUUUAACAUCAUUUCUCGCAACCAACCCUGUACACACACACACACACACACACACACACACACACACACACACACACACACUCACGCUUGCCUUCUAAAUACACGUUUAUAUGUUUGUUUGUUUUUGUUGUUUCUAGAAUCUGAACACUUCUAUUCUUUUGUUUGCUGGUUUAUUUUUAUAUAUUCAUGCUGAGAGAGAGAGAGAGAGAGAGAGAGAGAGAGAGAGAGAGAGAGAGAGAGAGAGAGAGAGAGAGAGAGAGAGAGAGAGAGAGAGAGAGAGAGAGAGAGAGAGAGAGAGAGAGAGAGAGAGAGAGAGAGUUAUUCCUCCUCCAUGCAGAGCCGCUGGAGGAGGCGAGAGGCGUUGUUAUGUGAUGGAAAUAUUAUUCUGGCGUUUGAAGUGCAAAGGACGUGCGUGUGUGUGUGUGUGUAUGUGUGUGUGUGUGUGUGUGUGUGUGUGUGUGUGUGUGUGUGUGUGUGUGUGUAUUGCUUUGAAAAUCGAGCGUCACGAAUCUUUUUUUUUUUAGGUGAAUCUAAAUGUUUAUCGAUAUCCAAGUUUUUUUUUUCUCUCUCCCAGGUUCUUAGCGAUAGAAAGUGCCUCUCUUUGCAUACACUUCUGCGCCACACGUCCCCGCCGCCGCGGAUGAACUUAAGGAUAGAAAACCUGAGUCUUUAAAGGGGGACUCGUGACGUCACACUUACGUCAUACUUAAGUGGUGACGUGACGAUAAUAUUGAUAACGAUAGUAUUUUGUCUCUGAACCAAACAAACCCUCCACACCCAUGUACACACGAUGGAGGGUCUGCUAUCAUGUAAAGGAAGAUGUAUUACUCCUAAGGGAAGAAGAUAAAAUAUAUACAUAUAUAAAUAGAUAACUUGUAAGAUAAGGUUACAAAAAAUCACUAUUCUUUUUCCGUAGGCCGUUUUUUCAGUGUUUCAUGUUAAGCCAAUACUUAAUUAAGAGGAAUAAUGAUAAUAAUAAUACGUAUUUUCAUUAUAUUUGUCGGAUGUCACAAAGUGUUUUUUGAAUCAUUGCUGUAGGUCUGUGUUAUGAAUAAGGUAAUCAUUUUUUUUUCUCUCUCUUUUGUAAUAUUUUUCACCGUUCACACAGAUCUUUGUAAGUGUGGAGUCCCUACUUGAUAACGGUAAUGGUGGUAUGGUGUGUGUUAAACAAGUAAGUAAAAAGUAGAGAUUAUAUGAAAGCAUUGCUAAAACUGGUACGUAGCGAUCGGGGGUUGUUCCUUAGUGCUAUUAAAAAAACACUGUAUCACUGCCUGUCCACUUUCCGUUUUCUCAUCAACUUUGAGGUAAAUUAGAAUGAUUGAGUGACGUUUGCCGAGUAGAAACAUCGUAACCAGGUGGGGGUAUAAUUUUGUCUUGCCAUUCUCUUGUAACAAAUGUAGACCUUGAUUUUUUUUAGGUUUAUUUUUUUAUUAAGGAAAAGAAGUAAGGGUAAAAAACAUCUUCAUUGGUAAUCUGUUUGUUGGGAGUUAGUAUUUUAGUUUCCAUUGUCUUGUAGUAACUGUAGAUCUUCAUUAGCCUAUUAUCUUUAUUAAGGGAAAGAUUGAAAUAAAAGUUUAAAAGUAUUCAUUGGUAGUCCGUUUGUUGGGAGUUAGUAUUUCAUUUUCCAUUGUCUUGUAGUAAUUGUAGAUCUUAAUUAUUAUGUUGUUCCUUCAUGGUGAAGAGUUGAGGUAAAGUAAAUGUAAAAAAUAAUAACACCUCCAGUAGUCUGUUUGUUUGUCGAGGGAAAACUUUUUAACUGCUGGGGUGGUUCAAGUAUCUAGUGUAGCAACGGAUUUUGUUUCUCUUUCCUGUCUUAUUUUAGCGAACAAUUAAAGAAAAAACAAACUCAAAAUUACCGGUAGGCUGUUGUUUGCUGGAAGAAAUUUGCUGUUCAUUUGUAACUGAGGCAUUUGGUUUAAUAUUUUUUUGCACGACGUAUUUUGUUUAUCUUUCUUGGUUUUUUUUUGUUUUUUUUUU